This is a messenger RNA of Hypanus sabinus (Atlantic stingray), 2292 nucleotides long. RefSeq names its product MyoD family inhibitor domain containing (gene mdfic). Lineage: Eukaryota; Metazoa; Chordata; Chondrichthyes; Myliobatiformes; Dasyatidae. The record is from RefSeq and is a predicted model, not a curated record. The transcript is spliced from 5 exons. The coding region runs from base 317 to 1048 and encodes 243 amino acids.
GAUGAAAACUGGAGUCUGGGGAGAAAUGGGAAGAAGAAAAAGGGGUCCCUGUGAGAAAAAGUGAAGAAAUGAGUUGGAAGGCAUAGUGUGGGAUUUGCAGGCUCGCCAGUGUGCGUGUCGCACUCGUCAGGCACCGUUUAUCUCAGGGGCUGGGCUGGGCUGGAGUAGCGGGAACCGAGUGGCGCCGUCCGGAUACUUUGUAACUUUUUAUUAACCCAAUAAAAUUACCUUGGGAAAAAUACAAGUGACUGGGAAUGAUUUCCAGGGAGGCUGGUUCUGAUUCUGGGAUCAGUGCCUGAGUGAGCUGCUUUAGCUGAUGUCCCAGGUGAAGGAGUCCCCCGGGCCAGAAAGGCCAGAAGACGGCACUUGCACAGAAAACAGCCUUUUGCUCCACACCGAUGAUGCCAAUAAGCAUGAAGAAGAGAGAAAAGUUUCACCGCAGGAGACUUUACCACCAUCAGGUAACUGGGCCAUCCAUUUGGAUGCACCACACCCACCAAACCAGAUGAAUGACACGACUGGUGACCUCAUUAUAACUCAACCUCAAUCCAUGACAGCACUGGAACAGACCGAGGGGGAAACUGGCAAAUUACAAAAUAGCCACACAAGCCUGAGUAAUGUAAAUGGAAUUCACAACGGGAUCACACAUGGGAUUUCGGACCACAGAAAGCUUUCUGCUCCAGUCUCUCAGAAAAUGCACAGAAAACUCCAGUCAAGCCUUUCAGUUACUAGUAAUGCCAGCAAAAAAAGCAAAUUAAGCUCUACAAAUUCUCAGAAACCAGCAUCGACACCAGAAGAUGGUUGUGUGCAUUGCAUUCUCGCCUGCCUAUUUUGUGAAUUUGUCACCUUUUGCAACAUUAUUCUGGGACAAGCUUCGUGUGGUAUAUGCACAUCUGAAAACACUUGCUGCUGUUGUGGACCAGAUGAUUUUGGGGAUGACUGCAACUGCCCAUGUGAUAUGGACUGUGGCAUGAUGGAUGCCUGCUGUGAGUCCUCAGACUGCUUGGAAAUCUGUAUGGAAUGCUGUGGGAUAUGCUUUCCUUCAUGAUCAUCUGACUUAACAUCUUUUUUAAAGCUUUGCUUUUCAAAAAUCGACAUAAUGCCUCCUCAUGGACAUGAUGUACCCAUGUGAUUAUUCUCAACAGACCAGAUACAUAUAAGCUUUUACAUUGGUAUUAAAAACAAUUACUGUGGAAAUGAAAAUCAUCUCUGAACUAUUAUGGGCAAUGAUCUGGCAUGUUUAUUUGUUAAAUGUGCAGGAAAAACUUCAUUAAAGCUUGCAAAUGUUGCUUUAUUAUUAGGUAAAGAUGUUGCUAUGGAAUAUUUUACUUGUCUAUGAUUAGAUUAUGUACAGUUUCAAAAAAAUUCUGCACAGACUUUUAUGUAUUAAUGUUAUGUAUUGUUAAACGUGUUUUGAAUAAUUGGAUUAUACACAGAGUUUAUAAUCUGGGUUUGUAGUUCUCUGUCCUGAUUAUUUUUGUUUUUUUUUAAAUUCAAAUUAGAGGAAGGGGUUUAGUUGCUGUUCCUACUAAAUUAUUAACAAUAUGCUCAUUAAUAUAACUGGCUUUCUGUUACGCCACUGGUGUUUAGGGCAGCAAUGAAGGCCCUCUAUCUCUGUCUGUCCAUACAGAUAUAGAAGGAUUCUUCACGGCAGUUUAAUAACUUUUUUUAACUGGAGGACUAGUGGAUCACGUUUUGUCUGGCCUCUACCUUAUGACCUGUUUGGCAUACUCUACCGAGAGCCAAACCACAAGGCCCGGACUCCAGCCCGCACAGCUCUGUGGGUCAUUGAGUCACACAAGCCUCCUAAUCCUGCGACAACCUUGGAGGACCUUAAUAUAAACAAAGUGUAUAAUCUUUGUAUUUAGUGCCUUGACUUUAAAAACAAGUUUUGUAAAAACUUCCUUUUUGUUGUGUCCAUCAAACAGGAACAAUUGUAACAAGUCUUCAUCUCUGCUUAUUUUCUUGAAUGAGUUGUUAUAAAUUAUAAAUCAACUUAAGCCUACCUGCAUGGGGAAUUAGGAGGGGUUUUGAAUACAGUCAUAUAUGUCAUUAAUUUAAGAACUAUUUUUUCUGGAAACUUAUUGAGUAGAAUAGCAAUAAGUCGAAUAAAGUUGAAAAGCAAUGCAGGUUAAUAGGGGGGAAAAUUUGUUUUAAUUUGUACGUAGCUUCUCUUUCUGAGAGAAACAAAGGCUGACCAUAUAUUUUUAUAGCUUAUGUUUUUAACAGACUAGAGCAUUGGUCCGGGCCAUGUACUAAAACCAACCAAGACUAUUUUUAAAAUAAAAACAA